This is a messenger RNA of Girardinichthys multiradiatus, 2492 nucleotides long. RefSeq names its product interleukin 16 (gene il16). Gene Ontology annotation, biological process: induction of positive chemotaxis; leukocyte chemotaxis. Bases 310 to 2184 code for a protein of 624 amino acids. The transcript has 8 exons. Gene Ontology annotation, molecular function: cytokine activity; CD4 receptor binding. The record is from RefSeq and is a predicted model, not a curated record. Lineage: Eukaryota; Metazoa; Chordata; Actinopteri; Cyprinodontiformes; Goodeidae.
UUGCUGGGUGUUGUGAGACACACUUCCUGUUUCUGUGGCAGGAAGAACAGAAGGAUGUGCAAAAUUAAUUUUUUCAGAUGCUGCAGAGUGCAUGACGAACGUUCAACACACAGCUUAUGUGCACUGUUCCAGGUCACAGAAAGGAGAUCUUAGGAGUCAGGCUUGCACUAAUCAACAUACUCAAGAUCAACUCAAAGAUCAGUGGGUUACCCUUCCAAGACUUCUCCUGAAGACCUGCCUGAAAAAGACCUGAAAAAUCAGCACACCACAGACAAUAGACAGACUGUUAAAAUCCACAUUCUUCCAGCCAUGAAGGAAGAGGAGAACAUCCUUGAGUUUAGUAAUAUGGACCAUGAUCCACCAUUCACUGUGACAUCUGAAAACACAACUCAAAAAGCUUCAGGAUCAAAAGUAGCCCCCCCAGUGGCACCAAGACCUGCUUGGUUUCGUCCGAGUCUGAAGAAAAUACUAGAUAAUCAGAAUCAAUGGAAGCAAACAAAUCUUUCAGCAGGUAUCAUCAGAAGCUAUGGAGGCAGGUCUACCGCAGGUGCAGUUAACAUGUCUAUCAAACAAAAGAUUCACUCUUUUGAAAUGUUUUCUAGUUUGGAAGCUCAGGACAAAAGAGCCAGCAUUAGAUCUACUCCUCUUUCCAACUCACUUGCUUUGAUAGAAAAGGACUCUGCAAGUCCUUGCCAUUCUUAUCCUGCCUCAGAUAAAGAUGAUGGCAAGAGUAAACAGGAUUUCCCACAAGUGAUACAAUCAGACCAGUCCACACCUGUUGUGAAUGAGAACAUCUCUGAUCCACCCUCUGGCAUUACAUCUACCACUUACAAUGAUUAUUGUCAAACCAAAGCCAAGUCCUCUGAAGAUCAUCUUUCUUGCAAUGAGACUUCUAUUAAUAUCCCACCUUCUGAUACUAUCAGCACUGAAAAUUACUUGGUGAUAGAUGAUGCUAAUUUGGCCUCUGACCCUACAAACAGUACAUUUCAACCAUCCAAACAGGAAUCUGAGUUAGAAAAAGUGGAUAUCAGCAGGUCCACAGAGAUCAGUGUCCAACCUUGUGCUUCAUCAGUAAGAAUAAAUCAAGAGGAAGCGGUAAACGAUUCAGAUGUGAGUUCUAGAAAUGACUCUGGGGAGCUCCUGAGAACAGCUCAGAAUGCUUCUCCCACCACAGAAGGGCAGCUCCAGAAGAGCAGGGAUGAAGAACAUUUUGGAAAAAUCAUUGCCUUCAGUAACCAGGUAACCUGUUACAAAGUUUCACAAGCAAUAAUGCGCUCCCUUCCUACUUCGAACGAUGGCAACCCACAUUUCCAAAACUUCCCUGACACCCCACUUAAGGAUGUUGGUAAUCCCCAAGAGUCUGAGAUGCAUAGAAUCUGCACAAAUAAGGCAUUCUCUGUCAGCUUAGCCACUCUGAGUGAAUGCACCAUUGAGCAAUCAGGGGGUAGCUUUGACAGAGCAUCCUGCAUUCACUCUGUCAUCUCAGUCAUCCCUUCUCAGGAAAUACAGAAGAUGACUGAGGAAAUUAAAGCUUUGGAUGAAGAGACACUGAAGCAACUUGCGGACAUCCACGUCGUGAUUCUGCACAAAGACGUAGGAGCAGGGUUAGGCUUCAGCAUCGCUGGAGGAUGUGACCUGGAGAAUAAAGCUCCAACAGUGCACAAAGUGUUUCCCUGUGGACUGGCAGCUCAGGAGGGCACCAUUCAAAAAGGAGAUGAGGUUUUGUCUAUAAAUGGUCUAACACUGCGUGGUGCCAAACACAUGGAUGCCACUGCUGUUUUGCGUCAGGCCCGCAAUCAAAAUCUUGCUGUGGUAGUCAUCUGCAAGAGAACUGAUGAAGAGGGCAAAGGUGGAGGAAACGGGAGAGGAGAGGAAGUCAGUGUUCCCACAGGGGAGCAAGAAGCUCCAUUGAGCGUUGACGUGGAGAAAGGUGCUGGUGGGAUUGGCUUUUCUUUGGAAGGAGGAAGAGGAUCAAUUCAGGGAGACAGACCCUUAGUCAUCAACAGAAUAUUCAAGGGUGGAGCAGCAGAGCAAAGUGGUCUGCGAUGUGGAGAUGAACUUCUACAGGUUAUGGGAGUGAGUCUACAUGAUAUGACUCGAUUUGAGGCAUGGAACAUGAUAAAAGCUUUACCAGAAGGCUCUGUUACACUUGUAAUCAGGAGAGCACAAGUAGCAAAGGCAUGAAAGUCAUGCAGCACCUUGCAAAACCAAGGACACAUUUGAUCACAUUUAUCACAUUAUACUCAAAAACCUAAGUGUAUUUUGUUGGGAAUUCAUGUGAUAUGGAGGGGGGAGAACAAGUAUUUGAUACACCGAUUUUGCAGGUUUUCUCACUAGCAAAACAUGUAGAAGUCCUCAAUUUUUAUCAAAGUUACUCUUUAACUGUGAGUGACAGCCAACAGGAGGGCUUCUUGAAAAAGAAGAACUAACAGGCCUGUGACAGCCAGGAUUCUUACUGGUUGUUAGGUGAUCAAAUACUUAUGUCCUGCAAU